This is a messenger RNA of Dovyalis caffra, 2676 nucleotides long. The record is from the annotation of a GenBank genome assembly. Lineage: Eukaryota; Viridiplantae; Streptophyta; Magnoliopsida; Malpighiales; Salicaceae.
AUGUCAACAACACUUCGUGUCCUUGAUCUGUCAUCGAAUGUGCUUGUCGGAGAACUUCCUUUGGUGACUGGAAGCUGUGCUGUGCUUGAUCUAUCAAACAACAGGUUUGAAGGAAAUUUAACCCGAAUGGUCAAGUGGGGAAACAUUGAGUAUCUUGAUCUAAGCCAGAAUCAUUUGACAGGGCCAAUCCCUGAAAUAGCUCCACAAUUUUUGCGUUUGAAUUAUCUCAACCUCUCUCAUAAUUCACUUACCAGCUCUCUCCCAAAAGUUAUUACUCGUUAUCCAAAGCUUAAACUCCUAGAUCUUAGUUCUAACCAGCUUGAUGGAUCUCUGUUAGCUGAUUUACUAAUGUCGCCUACUCUGCAAGAAAUCCACCUUCAAAAUAAUUUACUCAACGGUGCUAUUGAAUUCUCUCCCCCUUCCAAUAGUAAAUCCAAUCUUCAAGUUAUUGAUCUUUCUCAUAAUCAGUUUGAUGGCUAUUUUCCUGAUCGAUUUGAUUCACUCACUCUUCUUAAAGUGCUCAAUCUUGCGGGGAAUAAUUUAUCUGGUUCCCUCCCAAGUUCCAUGGCUGACAUGAGCUUGCUUAGUUUAUUGGAUUUAUCUCAAAACCAUUUCACUGGUCCUCUACCAAACAACUUGUCAGAAAGCAUUGGUAGCUUUAAUGUUUCGUAUAAUGAUCUUUCCGGGAUUGUCCCAGAAAACCUGAGGAGGUUCCCUACUUCUUCUUUCUAUCCUGGAAAUAGCAGAUUACGCCUUCCAAAUGGACCUCCUGGAUCAAACAAUCUUCCUGGUGGAAAUUCUGGGAGGAAACCGAUCAACACCAUUGUCAAGGUGGUAGUCAUAGUCUCAUGUGUGAUUGCUCUGAUCAUUCUUAUCAUGCUUGCCAUCUUCAUACUUUACAUUCGUAUAAGAAGGAGAAAUCUAGCAGGUCAAGUUACAAAUAAAGGUAUCCGUAGGCAUACUCAAACAAACCCCUCUGGCACUAGUGGAACAGGCAGUGCUGGUGCCUUGGUUGUUUCAGCUGAGGAUCUUGUGGCAUCAAAGAAAGGAUCAUCAUCUGAGAUUAUCAAUCCUGAUGAGAAAAUGGCUGCAGUAACUGGCUUCUCACCAUCAAAGCAAAGCCACUUAUCUUGGUCACCGGAGUCUGGGGAUUCAUUUGCCGCUGAAACUCUUGCACGACUGGAUGUAGGGUCACCAGAUCGGUUGGUUGGUGAGCUGUACUUUCUUGAUGAUACAAUCACAAUGACACCAGAGGAGCUGUCAAGGGCUCCGGCUGAAGUGUUAGGGAGGAGCAGUCAUGGGACUUCUUAUAGGGCAACACUGGAUAAUGGGGUCUUCGUUACUGUGAAAUGGUUGAGAGAAGGGGUGGCGAAACAGAGAAAGGAGUUUGCUAAGGAAGCCAAAAAAUUUGCAAACAUCAGGCAUCCAAAUGUGGUGGGUUUGAGAGGAUACUACUGGGGGCCCACACAGCAUGAGAAACUCAUUCUUUCGGAUUACAUCUCACCUGGAAGCCUUGCAGGCUUUCUUUAUGAUCGACCGGGAAGAAGAGCACCCCCACUAACCUGGGCCCAAAGGCUCAAGAUAGCAGUUGAUGUUGCACGUGGCCUGAACUAUCUCCAUUUUGAUCGUGCUGUUCCACAUGGGAACCUUAAAGCAUCAAACGUACUCCUAGAUGGGCCUGAUCUCAAUGCACGAGUUGCCGAUUACUGCCUCCAUCGGCUCAUGACUCAAGCCGGCACCAUUGAACAGAUACUUGAUGCCGGGAUCUUGGGUUACCGUGCACCAGAGUUGGCUGCUUCCAAGAAACCACUUCCCUCCUUCAAGUCAGAUGUUUAUGCCUUCGGAGUGAUAAUGUUAGAGCUUUUAACUGGAAGAUGUGCUGAUUGGGUGCGGCUGAGAGUGACAGAAGGUCGUGGUGCAGAUUGCUUUGAUCCUGUAUUGAUGCCAGAAAUGGUGAAUCCGGCAGUUGACAAGGGAAUGAAGGAGGUCCUUGGAAUAGCGUUGCGAUGUAUAAGGAUAUUUUUGCAAAUGGCUGCUUCCAUUCAUUUCUUUGGAUUCCUAGCUUUGUUCUUCACCUAUGCCCUAGCAUCUGACCCAAGCUCACUUCAAGAUUUCUGUGUGGCAGAGGCAAAUAGCAAUGUGAUGGUGAAUGGUGUGGCUUGCAAGGAUCCCAAGAAGGUUGAAGCUAAUGAUUUCUCUUUCAGUGGACUUCACUUGGCAGGCAAUACAUCAAAUCCAGUAGGGUCUAGGGUAACCACAGUUAACGUAGUCCAAAUACCAGGGCUUAAUUCUCUUGGAAUCUCUCUUGUUCGCAUUGACUAUGCACCAUGGGGCAUCAACCCUCCACACACACACCCUCGGGCCACCGAGAUCUUGACAGUCCUCGAAGGUAGUCUUGAGGUUGGAUUUGUGACAUCCAACCCUGAAAACCGUCUCAUCACAAAAGUUCUGCAAAAGGGUGAUGUGUUUGUGUUUCCUAUUGGUCUUGUUCAUUACCAAAGGAAUAUGGGAAAUGCUAAUGUCGUUGCCAUUGCAGCUUUGAGCAGCCAGAAUCCAGGUGUGAUUACCAUUGCAAAUGCAGUGUUUGGUUCUACCCCAGAGAUCCCUAAUGACAUUCUUGUGAGGGCUUUCCAGUUGGAUAAGAAUGUUGUCAGUUACCUUCAAUCAAAGUUCUAA